Molecule: messenger RNA, 870 nt
Organism: Porites evermanni
Lineage: Eukaryota; Metazoa; Cnidaria; Anthozoa; Scleractinia; Poritidae
Source: the annotation of a GenBank genome assembly
AUGUCAACACAUGAAAGAGUUCACACUGGGAAAAAACCCUAUGAAUGUAAGCAAUGUGGCAAGAGUUUUAGUCAAUCAGGAAACCUAAAGUCACAUCAGAGAGUCCACACGGGAGAGAAGCCUUUUGAAUGUACAUGGUGUGGCAAGUGUUUUAGCAGAGCAGGGCACCAGAAAAGACAUGAAAGAGUUCAUACUGGAGAGAGGCCUUAUGAAUGUAAACAUUGUGGCAAGUGUUUUAAACAUACGCGAAAUUUGAGGGUGCAUGAAAGAGUUCAUACUGGAGAGAGGCCUUAUGAAUGUAAACAUUGUGGCAAGUGUUUUAAACAUACGGGAAAUUUGAGGGUGCAUGAAAGAGUUCAUACUGGAGAGAGGCCUUAUGAAUGUAAACAGUGUGGCAAGUGUUUCAGCCAAGCAGCAAAUAUGAGGGUGCAUGAAAGAGUUCAUACUGGAGAGAGGCUACAUGAAUGUAAACAGUGUGGCAAGCACUUUAAACAUACAGGAACUUUGAGGGCGCAUGAAAGAGUUCAUACUGGAGAGAGGCCUUUUGAAUGUAAACAUUGUGGUAAGUGUUUUCAACGAACAGGAAAUUUGAGGAUGCAUGAAAGAGUUCAUACUGGAGAGAGGCCUUAUGAAUGUAAACAGUGUGGCAAGUGUUUUCAACAUACAGGAAGUUUGAAGAUGCAUGAAAGAGUUCAUACUGGAGAGAGGCCUUAUGAAUGUAAACAGUGUGGCAAGUGUUUCAGCCAAGCAGCAAAUAUGAGGGUGCAUGAAAGAGUUCAUACUGGAGAGAGGCUAUAUGAAUGUAAACAGUGUGGCAAGUGUUUUAGCAGAGCCGAUAACCUUAGGAGACACGAAAAAGUCCACACUAAA